This is a messenger RNA of Leptosia nina, 780 nucleotides long. Lineage: Eukaryota; Metazoa; Arthropoda; Insecta; Lepidoptera; Pieridae. The record is from the annotation of a GenBank genome assembly.
AUGUAUAAACAAGAACUAGUAUUAUUGGGUAUCCCCAUAUGUGAAACGACAGAAUCGAAACAUGUGAAUCCUAACUUACCAUCACACGAACCAUUGUUGCCGCAUAUUAAAAACGCAAAGUUUUACAACUGCUCCACAGAAGUAUGCGAACCUGUAAACUUGUUUUCUCUAACUCAAAUAACUCCUGCGCAUCGCUUGAGAUAUUGCUAUUAUCACGGGCAAAAGUAUAGUUGUCAAAAGCUAAAAUACCAUAGUUAUAAAGACGUAGACAAGUUAUUGUUUCUAUCCAACAAUAUAGAGAAUAAGGCGUUCUACUUAGUUGAUUGUUUGAUAUACUCUGGAGGUGAGCGUGUGUGUCAUAAGAAGGACGGAUCUGAUUCACACACCAAAUUGAUUGACGCUGGCAACAUUGUUCGACCGAAAGAAGCAAACGUUCUAUCACAGGACGAGUUUAUAUGCGAAGAAGAUACAGAUAAAACUAUAAACUGCGAUUACAAUCGAGUUGUUCCGUACGCAGAUGAAUUCAAAUUAAAAGAUUCAGUGCAAACCAGUGACAAGAUACUCUUGAAAACUGGCAGUUCUUUGGUUAUUCUGGAAUAUGGCUGUUUGAACUCGUGGUGUGGUUUUACUGGGAGGGUACUGCCGAGUCGUAGAAUGGAGCAUUACGAACCACCUGGAAAAGUAUAUCGCUGUUAUUACGCAAAAAGGCAGCAGGUUUGCAAGGAGCUCUACAGCAAAAUGAGGCCAGUGUACAACGAACGAGACUGGCUGAGUUCUUAA